CCCAAAACCAACCUUACCUCCGGACGCCGCACUCAAGCUGCGCUGAGCUGUUUACUUUGGCCUCACCUGACUUCCGUCUCAGUCAAUACUCUACACGUCGUCUCCGCGCUUUUGUCACCACCAACAGGGGAGUCCCAGGUGAUUUCUUGAUCCUGGGUGGGCCAUUUCUUUUUCUCAUUUCUUUCACUUCGACUUGCGAUCUACAUCGUUUUCUCGCCUCUAUACUGUUCCUGGGUAAUUUAUUUUACGCCUUAUUUUCGCCGUAAUUUUCGAUAUACUCCAGAUCCAUGUGCUCUUGGAGUUCAACCCUCAGAUCGACUCGACCACCGCCAUCUCCACUUCUCUCGGAGACGCCUUGAGUGUUCUUGGCUAUUUGGCCUCAGUUUCAUCUCCAGUAUCCUCCAUGGCUGCGACGUGCGAGUAACCGACCGGUAUACGCUACGAUCCCAGCCUCAUCCUCUCCUCUCCCACUACUGGUAUUUUACGCCAUACUAGUAAUCUCUAAUCUUUGAGGCGCGUCGCGGGAAUCCUUGGCUUCUCUUUGACCUUAUUCCCUCACCUUCUCUUGAAUACCCUUGCUACUACUUAUUUGUCAUUUUAAUCUUUUUCGCUUCUUGAAAAUCACGACCGCCAUGACUUCCAGACUAGAUCGCCUCGUCACGUUACUUGAGACCGGAAGCACGCCUCUCAUCCGAAACACAGCCGCCCAGCAGCUAGCCGAUGUCCAAAAACAGCAUCCGGACGAGCUCUUUAAUCUACUGGGGCGUAUUCUUCCGUAUCUCAAGUCAAAAUCAUGGGAUACGCGGACGGCUGCCGCCAAGGCCAUGGGCCUUAUUGUCACAAAUGCAGACACCUUUGACCCCAACGAGGAUGACGAUGAGGAUGUAAAGAAGGACGAAGACGACGAGGAACUUGAUGUCAAGAUCAAGUCAGAAGAUGAGCCGACACCGUCACCUGAUGAUCAGAUGCUACGCCUCGAAACUCUUGACCUACCCGCUAUUCUAAAGCAUGGAAGGCGAUUGUUAGGAAGUGGAGGAAAGGAGCAUGAAUACGCCUUGGCAGCCAUGGAUCCUGCUGCUCGGCUACAGCACCAAAAGAAGACGCUAAGAGCGCGACUGGGCCUCGAGGGUGAAUAUCUCGGCGAUGAUCUCUCCGAUGAUAUUGACUUAGCACCAAAGACGCCCGGCGCGAAGGAUCAUCCGCCGAGUUUCCUUUCAUCAAAGGAGAACAACCAUCUUCAUUCCGGCGUGCAGCCCCCGCCACCUCCCAGCGAGCCUGCCAAUGGCGAGGAAUCUGGGCUAAGCAGACGACAGCUCAAUCAGCUGAAGCGGAAAAGCAAGCAACACGCAAAGCUGGGGGCGAACAAAGUGCGUGUGGUCGACUUGUCAGCGCGGCGGCCAUCCGAGAAUGUCACUACCCCUUUGAUCAAUACUCCUGCAAUCCCUACUCCCCAUCCGGUGAAAACAGAGAAUGGCCAUGCCCAGAAUGGCGACACGAAGCCCGACUAUUUCUCCCUUGAUAGACCAGCGGAUGAAGAUGACGAGUCAAAAAUUGUGUCGGAGUUCAAGGGAGCAAUCGCCCCGGAGAAGCCCUUUAUCCAACCCGAACUUGAGGAUGAUAGCGCCAACGUCUCUUGGCCUUAUGAGCGCAUGUGCGAGUUUCUCAAGGUGGAUAUUCUAGAUCCCAAUUGGGAGGUUCGGCAUGGUGCGGCAAUGGCCCUGCGAGAAGUUGUUCGUGUUCAAGGCGCUGGAGCGGGCCGUUCACAUGGGAAAACCAGAGCAGAGAAUAAUGCACUGAAUCGUAAAUGGCUAGACGACCUUGCUUGUCGUUUACUUUGCGUUUUGAUGCUGGAUCGAUUCGGAGACUACAUCUCCGACAAUGUUGUUGCUCCUAUCCGGGAGACUGUGGGUCAGACAUUGGGUGCCCUUCUGUCACAUCUCCCUUCGCGGUCCGUGAUUGCUGUGUACAAGUGUCUUUAUCGGAUCAUCAUGCAAUCCGAUCUAGAUUUGGAGCGGCCGAUUUGGGAGGUGUGCCACGGUGGUAUGAUCGGGUUGAGGUAUCUUGUCGCGGUGCGGAAGGAUCUCUUGGUCAAGAACUCUGAUCUGAUGGAUGGGGUUUUGGAGGCUGUUAUGCAGGGUCUUGGCAACUACGAUGACGAUGUGCGUGCUGUUAGUGCUGCAACGCUUGUGCCGAUAGCGGAGGAGUUUGUCAACUCUCGGCAGUCGACUUUGGGCACGCUGAUGAAUAUCGUGUGGGACUGCCUUUCCAACCUUCAGGACGACCUGAGUGCGAGUACUGGCUCGGUCAUGGACCUUCUAGCGAAGCUAUGCACAUUCCAGCCUGUUCUGAACGCCAUGAAAGAAAACGCGGCUGUCGACUCCGAGUCCUCAUUUGGCAACCUUGUUCCUCGCCUGUACCCCUUUCUUCGGCAUACCAUCACCAGUGUACGUUCUGCGGUUCUCCGCGCCCUCACAACGUUCCUUCAGCUUGAGGGUGACGGCACGAAUGAUUGGGUAAAUGGAAAGGCACUGCGCCUGAUCUUCCAGAAUCUACUGGUGGAGCGGAACGAAGGAGUCCUCAAACUCUCUCUCCAGGUGUGGUCAGAGCUGCUCAAAUCUCUGGACCGUCGCGGGUCAUUCAAGACAGAUCAGGAUUUAACCUCCCACAUCCAACCGCUAGUCGCUUUGAGCAUGGCGCCCUUUGGUGUUCCGCGUUACCCUAUUCCCAUGAAUGCGUCGCUGUUCAUCAAGCCGUCCGGCAUUGCCUUCCCGAUGAGUGCAUCGGUUCCCGCCAAAUCCUCACCUUCCAAUGCUGUCCCGACAGAUGGAACCAAGAAGCGCGGCCGCAGAUCCGAGAAGAAGGAAGUGGCACCUCCACCAUCUGCCCACAAUGUCGACGGGCAUAUGCUGCAAGGCGAUAUUGAUUUAGUCGGGGCUGAUACAAUGCUACGAUCCAAAAUCUAUGCCGCCAAAGCUCUUGGGCAGCUACUGUCAAUCUGGGAUAAGAACGGUCUUGACAGUCUAUGGGAAUCGAUACUGAACGGGUUGAGCCAGCCGGCAUCAUCAUCGCAACUGUCAUCCGCCAUGAUUGUGGAGGAAUACGCCAAGAUAGCCGGAUCGGACAGCAAGUACAUGUCUGCUCUGUGUGACAAGCUCCGACCAAUUGUCGAAGGAGACCGUCCGCCAUGGUACAGUGAUAUUGCUUGCUAUUUACAUGUCGCCCGCGCGCAGUGCCAUUCGUUGCUAAAUGCCUUCCGAGACCACGCGCAUGUUCCUAGCGGUCGACUUCCUACUCUUGCUGUCGUCGUUCAAGGAGACUCUGAGGCUGGACCAAACGCGUUCUCCUUGUCUGACGCCGAAAAGGUGAUUGGACCCGACUUUGACAGGCUGAAAAAGAACCUUGCACCUGCGCAGCGCAUUACUGCUCUUCAAGUCCUCAACGAUACUAAAGCGACGGCGGAGAAUGCUGUGAGCGAGGCUAGAGAUGCCAGAGAGCUAAGGGAUAUGCGAGUCAAGGCCGCCGCCGCGGGGGCCUUGGUCGGCUUCAAGGACAUUCCAAAGAAGCCGGGUCAGCUCAUCAAGGGCAUGAUGGACAGCGUCAAGAAGGAAGAAAAUGCCGAACUUCAGCAACGCUCUGCAACUGCCGUCGCGGCCAUGGUCGAGUAUUACACUACGGCGGCCAAGCGAGGACCAGUCGACAAGGUUAUUGGAAACUUGGUCAAAUACUGCUGUGUAGAUACUUCUGAAACUCCUGAGUUCCACCACAACGCGAACUUGCAAGAGUCUAUUCUAUCGCUUCGGAAAGAGGAGGACCGACGCGAGCAUCCCGACGCUGCCAAGUUUGAGAAGGAGGCGCGAGACGCGAAAAUCAUGCGCCGCGGAGCCAAAGACGCGCUCGAGCAGCUGGCUAUCAAGUUCGGCGCGCAGCUCACGGAGAAGGUACCUAACCUUGCAACACUGGUUGAGCGACCUCUUACCCAAGCUCUCUCCGGCGAUCUUCCCGAAGAUAUCGUCGAUCCCGAGAACGAUUUGGGCCAGGAGGUGGUGGACGGGCUGUCUACCCUACGCGCACUGCUUCCCAAGUUUGAUCCAGGGCUAUAUCCAUGGGUUGUCAAGCUUAUGCCCCUCGUUGUCAAGGCGCUACAAUGUCGACUCUCUGUUAUCCGGUACGCAGCCGCCAAGUGCUUCGCCACUAUCUGCAGCGUUGUCACCGUGGAGGGUAUGACCAUGUUGGUGGAAAAGGUGUUGCCGACAAUUAGCAAUGCGCUGGACGUUCAUCACCGCCAAGGAGCUGUGGAGUGUAUUUAUCAUCUCAUUCAUGUCAUGGAGGAUGGCAUCUUGCCGUAUGUUAUCUUCCUCGUUGUCCCGGUCCUUGGAAGGAUGAGUGACUCGGACAAUGAUGUUCGACUACUUGCUACAACGUCGUUCGCGACUCUGGUCAAACUGGUACCUCUGGAAGCAGGAAUUCCAGACCCACCUGGCCUGUCAGAAGAGCUGCUCAAGGGUCGUGAUCGGGAGAGGAAGUUCAUGUCCCAGAUGCUGGAUUCCCGAAAAGUCGAAGAGUUCCAGCUGCCAGUUGCGAUCAAAGCAGAGCUUCGACCUUACCAGCAAGAGGGUGUCAACUGGCUUGCCUUCCUCAACCGGUACAACCUUCAUGGUAUUCUUUGUGACGACAUGGGUCUUGGUAAGACGCUGCAGACCAUCUGUAUCGUUGCAAGCGACCAUCACAUGCGCGCCGAAGAGUUUGCCAAGACUCAGAAGCCAGAGGUCCGAAAAGUCCCGUCUCUCAUUGUGUGCCCGCCAUCGCUUUCUGGUCAUUGGCAGCAGGAGGUCAAACAGUACGCGCCGUUCCUCAACUGCGCUGCCUAUGUCGGGCCGCCUGCGGAGCGGUCGCGGCUGCAGGGCUCACUUGCUGAAGCCGAUAUUGUUGUGACGUCUUAUGAUAUCUGCCGCAAUGACAACGACUUUCUCCGGACGAUUAGCUGGAACUACUGUGUUCUGGACGAGGGACAUCUUAUCAAGAAUCCCAAAGCCAAGGUUACAAUUGCUGUCAAGCGUAUUCAGAGUAACCACCGUUUGAUCCUGUCCGGAACGCCUAUCCAGAACAACGUGCUGGAAUUGUGGUCGCUGUUUGACUUCCUCAUGCCAGGCUUCCUUGGUACGGAGAAGGUGUUUUUGGACCGGUUCGCCAGGCCCAUCGCCGCCAGUCGAUUCAGCAAGUCGUCGUCGAAGGAGCAGGAGGCGGGAGCUCUUGCAAUCGAGGCUCUGCACAAGCAGGUGCUUCCGUUCCUGCUGCGUCGUCUGAAGGAGGAGGUGCUCAACGAUCUGCCGCCCAAGAUCAUCCAAAACUACUACUGCGAUCCUAGUGAGCUGCAAAAGAAACUCUUCGAGGACUUCACCAAAAAGGAGCAAAAGGCUCUGCAAGAGAGGAUGGGCAGUUCCGAAAAGUCCGACAAAGAGCACAUCUUCCAAGCCCUGCAAUACAUGCGCCGUCUCUGCAACUCUCCCGCCCUCGUUGUCAAAGAAGGACACAAACAGUACAACGAAGUCCAAGACUUUCUGCAGACGAAGAAGUCCCAUAUUCGAGAUGUGUCGCACGCGCCCAAGCUCAGUGCUCUGCGCGACUUGCUUCUUGACUGCGGCAUUGGUGUCGACCCGUCGAGUGAAGGUGACUUGACAACUGGUGGUAGCUAUGUGAGCCCGCAUCGCGCCUUGAUCUUCUGCCAGAUGAAGGAGAUGCUGGAUAUCGUGCAGUCGGAGGUUCUCCGGAAACUCCUUCCGUCCGUCCAAUACCUCCGACUCGACGGAGGUGUCGAGGCGACUAAGCGCCAGGACAUUGUCAACCGUUUCAACUCCGAUCCCAGUUACGACGUGCUUCUCUUGACGACCAGCGUUGGUGGUCUCGGUCUGAACCUCACUGGUGCAGACACGGUUAUCUUCGUUGAGCACGACUGGAACCCGCAGAAGGAUAUCCAAGCCAUGGACCGAGCACAUCGUAUCGGACAGAAGAAGGUCGUCAACGUUUACCGACUGAUUACACGUGGAACGCUCGAAGAGAAGAUCUUAAAUCUCCAACGAUUCAAGAUCGACGUCGCCUCCACAGUAGUCAAUCAACAAAACGCUGGACUCAACACAAUGGACACGGACCAACUGCUCGACCUCUUCAACCUCGGCGAAACAGCCGAACACGCAGAGAAACCCACAGAAGCCGGGGGCAACGAAGUCGACAUGGUCGACAUCGACGGCGAGGUCAAAGAAAAGGGCAAGAAGGGCUGGCUCGAUGAUUUGGACGAGCUAUGGGACGAGCGGCAGUACGAGGCCGAAUAUAACCUGGAUUCGUUCUUGACGACGAUGAAAGGAUAAUUAUAGUUUUUUUUUUUUUUUUUUUUUUUUUUUUUUUUUUUUUUUUUUUUUUUUUUAAAAAAAAAAAAAAAAAAAAGGGAAAGGAUCGUGUGUUGCCCGCUUAUGCUGGGGCAGGCAGGCAGGCUUGUACUUGUGUACUAGGGUGUGGUGUGUGUGUAGCACGGCGUUUGUGUUGAGGUUUGGCCCGGGCGUUGGCGGUUGCGCUGACUUGCUUCGCAUUUCAUCUCAUUUGAAUCGUCGCGACUAUAUGGUCAAGGCCAAGAUAGAUGACUUGGUUACUGUAUUUUAUGUACACUUAGCUUAUUAUCCUCGAAUUUCUAGCGAUCUUUCAUUCUCUUCCACAUUGACGCCCCUAUUGGAGGUUCACGAACAACCCGCCAUCAACCAACAGCUGCGCUCCGGUCUGUAGCACCAGUUAGUGUAUACUCUCGUAAAAGGAAAGAGGAAGAAAACUCACCACAUAACCACUCAACCCCUCACACCCCAAAAACACCGCCGGCCCCGCCAAGUCCCUCGGCUGCCCCAGCCUCCCCAACGGAAUCCUCCCUUCCAUAUACGCCCUCUUGACAGGAUCACUCAUAUCCUCAUCAUUAAGCUGCGUGCGGAUCGUCCCGGGGAGCAACGCAUUGCAUCGGAUAUUGUACUUGCCCAGCGCGACCGCCGUCGACUGCAUGAGAGACAGAACGCCCGCCUUUGUGGGCGUGUAGUGUGUUUGCUGCCCGCCGCCGACGAGCGCGCUGAUUGAGCUGAUCCCGAUUAUCGAGCCGCCCUGUGGGGACUGUGAGAAGGCCAUUUGGCGGGCGGCGGCUUGUACGGCGUAGAAGGCGCCUGUGAGGUUUGUGGAUAUUGUGCCGCCUAUGAGAGUUGGUGUUACGCUGUCAUUGUUAUCAGCAUUGCUUUCUUCUCUCCCCACCAGAGAGAUGCAGAAAACAAAGAAAAGAAACAGGGAAAGGGGAAAGGGGAAAGGAGAAGAACACAUACUCCAAAAACUCCUCAAACCGACAAACCCCCGCAUUGCUAACAAAGAUAUCGAGGCGUCCAAACUUGUCCACAACCUUCUUCACAAACUCGACCCCCGUCUCGGGCUUCGAGACGUCGCCGGCGACGGCGAUGAAUCUUUUCUCGAGUGUCGAAUCUUGCUUUGUUUCGGAGAGGAGGGUCGAGAUUUCGGAUCGCAGUGAGGCGAGGUGUGGUUCGUCGGAGGCGCCGCCCAGGUGGUUUACGGCUACGUAGGCGCCGUGGUGGAUGUAGUCGAGGGCGAUUGCCUAUCAUCUUUGUUAGAGGGGUAUUUCGAUCGAGAGUUUGAAUUGAGGUGGGAAUGUGAGGAGAAUACGUACGCGACCGAUUCCAGUCAGGCCACCGGUGAUGGCGGCGACUUUGCCGGUGAGGAGUUGAGGGAGGGCCAUUUUUCUUUCUGUGAGAUGAGUGCUGAGAGUGAGAAGGAAAGAAGAGAUUCCAAUUCGAGGGGAGGAGUCUGGGGAGAAAAGAUGGGAUAUGAGGGGCGCUGGAAGGUGGGGAUUCGGUGGUUCGUGGUAAUCUUAGCCCGAGGUGGAGGGGUCGCGGCUGCGGGAUUCGCCCGAGCUGGUGAACAGAUCAGAGACUUGGGAUACUUCGAUUGGAUAAACAAGAUCUGUUCCUUUUAUGAUAGUUGGACGAGUCGACGAUGAUCCGGGGUAGAGUCAUAUCACCCGGUCAUUGCUGACCUUAAUUGUGGGGGUGGGUCCAGAUAUAUAUAUAUAUGCAACUGGACGGCGCAGAGGGAUGCUUCCAACGUUCCUUAUUCUCAGCUGAAAUACAGCCGGAUGAUCAACGAAUCAGUAAGGAGUACCUUUCAGUGUGCAUAAGUGAGAAACCAGUGCAACUUGGCCUAGGGGACAGAUUUUCAGGAGUCACUCGGGCGAGAUGGCAUCUCUUUGCUCCAACCGAUACCCAGGAUUAUGGCUAAAAGCUCGACUGACAUGUCUGUACCUGGUCUUGGAGUGCCUUUGGGAUUAUGCCUCGGGAUUUCAAACCAACAGUUUGCAUC
Messenger RNA from Aspergillus calidoustus, 8388 nucleotides. NCBI's taxonomy places the organism in Eukaryota, Fungi, Ascomycota, Eurotiomycetes, Eurotiales, Aspergillaceae. The record is from the annotation of a GenBank genome assembly.